AUGAGGUCUUCUAGAAUAAAAAGCGUACUGGGCACAUCGGCUGCCGUCUCGCUGCAGUCAUACACUAAAUUAGCCAGCGACGAUCUCCCUUCCGCAGAGCACAAGCCAUUCGGCAAAAAGGCGGAGUGCUACCGCCCAGAUAAUCUUUCAAGAAUUUGGCGAAAAGUGGCCAUAGUUAAUAUUGCUCUCUUGGCCAUAUCUCUGGGCUGUCUUGCCCUAUCAGCGCAUCUGGUCUUGACGACGCAGGCAAUUGACGGCAGCCGCAUUCUGCGAGAAAAGACAUUCUAUUCGCCGCCUCUCGACUCACUUACACCGACCUGGGGAGUUUCGGAGGUAGUCACGAAACACCUUAGCUCGAACGGAUCGGUACUCCGGCAGGACCCGAGCCCGCACGUGGAUACCGCAUGGCAUAGAUUUGCAGAUAUGGGUGUCAUUGGCCUGACUGAGGAACAAGUCAUCAAGCUUGGCAAGGACACUGCCGUGACAGUCAAGGCGCCGCCCAGCUGGGGCGUGGGUAAUGCAACCUAUCUUGCACAAAUUGACGCAGUGCACCUCGCGCACUGCCUCAAUUCUAUGCGCCAAAGUUUGCAUUAUAAUUUCGACUACUACCACCCCAACGGUAUCCCAAAUGUCUACGCGGCCCAUUUAAUGCACUGCCAAGAGGCACUGGCCAAGUGGCUCAUGUGCCAGCCGAGCAUGGAUUUGUUCACUUUCAACUGGGUUGAAGGCCACGAGGGACCCUUUCCAGACUUUGACAUGACGCGGAAAUGCUGGAACUAUGACCAACUGCUCGAGUGGCAGGACGAGCACAGAGUGCAGACAAUCAACACUGCUGAGUGGAGCGCUAUGGUCGCACCAAAAGGCACCAAGCGAAGGCCAUCUCCGAUUUUGUUCAAGGAGUCUCUGAGCCGCACAGCUUUCAACGGGAAGGGAAGCUAG
Messenger RNA from Akanthomyces muscarius, 939 nucleotides. RefSeq lists its product as uncharacterized. The record is from RefSeq and is a predicted model, not a curated record. Bases 1 to 939 code for a protein of 312 amino acids. The transcript is spliced from 3 exons. Gene Ontology annotation, biological process: mycotoxin biosynthetic process. Lineage: Eukaryota; Fungi; Ascomycota; Sordariomycetes; Hypocreales; Cordycipitaceae.